CUAAACGUCGUUCUCUUACUCGUUUUAGAUAAAAAAAGUGCACAUACAAGUAGGCCUCGACUCUAUUCCGCGCAGUCGUAAAAGUAAAACAUUCGUUUCCCAUACAAAAUAGAAUUAAAGUGAAAAAUAUGAAAAAGGUCGAUCGCUUCCUAAUCAGAGGUUUGAAGAGUCAAGGGCCUAGCGCGACAUUGACGGCCCUGACCGUUUCGACGUGCCCAACUGCUGCAGAGCGACAGCUGAGUUGUGCGUUGGUGGUUUAGAUAUACAUACAUAGUUUAGGAGGGACGAGUGGGGAGAGAUUGGUUGGCUCAUCAGCUGUUUGCGGCGAAAGCAGUCCAGCUGCGCAGCUUACAAAGGCGAGCCUCAGUAAACGCAGAGGCAGAGCGCAGAAGUUGAAUCGGUGUGUGGUAGUGUUGGACUUGAGAAUCUCUCUAUCUCUAUUUUCCUCUCUCCCUCUCACGCUUUCGCUUUUCCAGCGAACAGUUGACAUGGCCGCUGCCUAGUAUAUAGUGUCGAAAAGUGCGACGCAGUGUACGUGCGAGAGAGGGAGAUAGCAGCGCUGCCAGACAAAGAGAGCGAGUUUAACAACGCGCCAGAGAACUGGCGAAGCGAGGCAGUCCCCGAGCGUCAGUAGCUUACAAACAAACAACGCAGUUACAACUCUCUUUCGCACGCAGCACAACUUCUUCGAUGUCGUGUCUUCUGUCGCUAUAAGAAAAAAUAACGACGCAGAGUGUAGUGCGCGUCUGCGUGUUUGUGUACGUGCGUCGUUGAAAACCUUUGCUGAACAACAGCAACAAGAAUCAUCAAGGCCAGGAUGUUGGAACUCGAGGUCGUACCCGAGAGAUCACUCGGCUGCGACCACUGGGAGUUCAUUUUAGGCAUGCAUUUUUCCCAGUCUGUAUCAAUAAUACAGUCGCAAGUGGGCAUUAUCAGAGGAGUACAAGUACUAUAUAGUGAUACGAAUCCAUUAGAAGUAGAUCUAGUUAUUAAUUUACCUCACGAUGGGGUUCGGCUCAUAUUUGAUCCAGUUGUACAAAGGCUUAAGAUUAUUGAAAUAUAUAACAUGAAGCUAGUUAAACUUAAAUACUGUGGGUUGCCAUUUAAUUCUCCAGAGGUCUUGCCAUCUAUCGAACAGAUUGAGCAUUCAUUUGGAGCAACUCACCCAGGUGUUUAUGAUAGUGAUAAACAUGUUUUUGUGUUAAACUUUAGAGGAUUAGCUUUCUAUUUCGCAAUCGACUCUGAAUUUCAACCACGAUAUGCUCAUGGCUUGGGUUCGUUACAAUUCAAAAAUGGAUCUUCACCACUUGUGGUCAAAACAGCUAUUUACAUGGGAAAUAUGACACCUGGAGGUGGUUCAAAUGGUGAGGAACGCUGUCUAAAAGAUCCACCACCACCUCUGCCUUUGGUCUGUUAUCAUAACAAUCUCUAUUUGGAAAAUGCUGAAGUGAUAAGAGAUAAAUCUAGGACUACAGGAAUCAGAAUGCAUCUAUUUAUGGAAGGUAGUUCAGGAAGUCGAUUAGUUCUUGAACCUAAAAGACACAAUUUAACAAAAGAGGUGUGGUUUGGUGAUACCUGCGAAGAUGUUUUAAGUGCUCUUGGGGCACCUUCUCGAGUAUUUUUUAAAGCUGAAGAUAAGAUGCGAAUUCAUAGUCCACAUGCUCAUAAAAGGGACAAAAUUAGACGGUCGGAUUUCUUCUACAAUUACUUUACUCUUGGUUUGGAUAUUUUGUUUGAUGCAAGAACACAGUGUGUGAAGAAAUUUGUACUGCAUACCAAUUAUCCUGGACACUAUAAUUUCAAUAUGUAUCAUAGAUGUGAAUUCGCACUUACUUUACCUGCAGAAAAUUUCAAAACAGAUUCUGGAAAUCUCAUAGAUGUUUCUCCAGCUCAAGUGACUAUAACUGCCUAUACAAAGUGGGAUCGAGUGAGCGAGCAGUUAAAGGCAUCAUCGCGUCCAGUGGUUCUAAACCGUGCAAGCUCGACAAACACGACCAAUCCGUUCGGCUGCACCUUCUGCUACGGUAUCCGUGACGCCAUAGUCGAGGUGAUGGCUAAUCAUCACAUCGCUAGUGUCACCCUUUACACUACAAGCGCGUGACCCUGGUAAAAUCAAGGUGGUUGCACAUCUUAAAUCAAACAUACAACAAAUGUCAUAAAAAAAGAGAAAAAAGUGACCGCCGAAAUGAUUUGAAUACAAUGUUUCGUAAAAGCUCUGAGCAGUAACAGCAGUGCAAAGAGCGCCAAAAAAAUUUAAACAUGCUGCGUAAAUCCCGUAAAAAAAUUAUAAAACAAUUUGAACGAGAGAUACAUGGCGUAAAAGUAAAUGCUUGACUUGGGACGAGGUGAACGUCGAAUCGACGUUUGGUACUGUCCGUUAUAAUAGUCGAGCAGAUUGAGAACAACUUUUGACAGUCGUAGUGAGAGAGCGUUCAAGUAAAAAAAUUACAAAAAAAUAUCUAACUUGUAAGGAUUAUGAGUAUUUAAGGCAAGCUGAUUAUUAUUAUAAGGAGCACAUGCGUAUUGUGUAAAGUUCGAGUUCUAAGUGUCAUAGAUAUGCCAUGGUUGUUGUUUGUGUCUUGAUCGGUUACUGAUGUUUUUAUUUUAGUUCUUUCGACGACGUUUGACACUUGUGCUUUGAAAAUUUUAGGCAUCACAUCUGGAGCCGUUGCGCGAAUUUUAAAUUCGUACGAAAGAGCUCUUGCUGCAAUUUUAUUCAAUGAAAUUCGUCACUCAUGGUGUGUACGUGAUUCAAAUCAUAAAAUAUAUCGUCGAGUGACGAAAAGUUUUAGUUGUAUUUUUUUAUUCUCUGAUACGGGUUUCUAAGACCUAAAAUUUUUCUUUAGCGCUUGUGUUGAAUUAUGUAAACGUUUAGUAAACAUGAAACCAGUCAAUCUUUUUUUGAUAUGUGCAAAACAAUACACACACAUUCACGACUCAUUAAAGAUAAUAAAGAAUAAGAUAAGUCUUUUUGUAUGAUGUACUGAAGUUGGCUAUGUCUGUGACCGAAGUAAGCGGUAAUCAAUUUUUCUUUUUGUUACUUAAAAAACAAAAAUCAACAUUGGCAAUAUUGUUGAGUAGAAAGUCAGUUAUAAUGGAGAUAGGCAAAAUGCAAACCUUAAGUGAUAACUUGUUAUUUUUUUCGUAAUGUGUAAAGUAUAAAUUCGAUAUACAUAAACAAUAAAUUAAUCUGAUGCGAUUCCGAUUCAUAAGUUUACCAAAAAAAAAAAAACAAACUCGAGGAUGUCAAAAAAGAGCUAAAUAUUUUUAUAUGAAAAAAAUAGCACUAACAAAAUUUUUUUAAUUCAACUUGUUAUAGAUGUAUUAACUAAUUACAACAAUAAUAAUAACUACAAUAAUAAUAAUAUUAAUAAUAGUAAUUAAUAAUAAUGAUAAUUAACGAAUGAUUGCGAGUGAGAGAAUCUUUUAGAAUAAUUACUAAGCAAAAGCAAGUAAAAUGUCGAUGAAAUUCGUAGAAAUUAUUUUGUGAUAAAACUUGUGGGUCGGAAUCGCAGUUACCUUUCUAUGUGCAACGCAAUGGAAUUAGGUAUGCGAAAAUUUUAAGAUACUAUAUCGAGCGUACAUUUGAUUUCGAGAACUCCGGUAAAAUGAAAACGAAACAAAAUUUGACAUCACAACGAGACAAUAAUUAUUUCACGCAGCAUAACAUAACAGAUCAAUAUAUUAAAGGUUCCGAAUUUUCGGUGAUGUAAGAUAAUAUGUGUUAUUGCGCACACAUUAUCUUUCUCUGUACCUUUCUUUUUUUUUGUUUUCUUUUUUAUUCGGGGAAGCUAGUGUUCAUUUGUAAUACAAGAUUGAGAUUUUGUUAAUUUUAACCUGCUAUUGUUUAUCGUUUUAUUUACUUUAAUUUACGAGGAUAUCUUUUUUGUUAGUUUAUGUCCUGCUUUUCUCCUCGCCAAAACAAGCAUUGUUAACAAAAUGACUUUUUUUAUCUUAUAAUUGUCGGAUUGCCGAAAUUAACCAAAAAAGAAGUAACACUGAAGUGUAAAAUAAAAAAAUUGUCUCAACGUAUAAA
Molecule: messenger RNA, 4036 nt
Organism: Phymastichus coffea
Lineage: Eukaryota; Metazoa; Arthropoda; Insecta; Hymenoptera; Eulophidae
Product: PHAF1 protein CG7083
Exons: 8
Coding region: 818-2101 (427 amino acids)
Biological process (GO): Golgi to plasma membrane protein transport
Cellular component (GO): trans-Golgi network
Source: RefSeq, a predicted model, not a curated record